ACGCUAUUUCUUCAUUUUUUAAUGUUUUUUUAUAUAUCAGACAUCUAUCAUCGAUUCAUGGAUUGUUACACAUCGCUAUACAUCGUGAUAAGUGUGUCGUUUAAAUGUAUCAUUUAUGUAGAUACUAAAAGCUGCAACAGGUCGAAAGUUCGAUGGAAGUUUCAAUUCGUUGGAAAUCACAAUUAGAAUAGUUUGAAUGACAAAGGUUUUCAGAAAUUCCCUUUUAAAGUUUGAAAAUUUAAAAGGAGUUUUCUGAAGCUUAUCGGCACACCUUUGAAUUUUGGAACAAACUUCAGGAACAAUUUAGAAUAGUUUUGUAUUUUGGAUAUGAAGUCAACUGGAAUAUCGGUCUCCCAUUGGUUUGCGGUUAGAUAAGAAAAAAGGAGUGCCUGGAGUGGGAUAUAAUUAGAGCAGGUAAUAAUUACAUAAGUGAUUCCUAAUUGCUUGUCUAUUGUUAAUUCUAUAUUCGCGUUUUUUUUCCUCACGCAAUUUUAAACUGUCCAGCUCUUCCUUAAACAUUGGUAUCAUCCCGUCGAAGACUGUAGACUGGCGGUCAAAACUUGUAUAAAUAUAUAUUUUUAACGAGAAAACUUGCCAGUUCUGUUUUGAUGAGCGUUAUGUUCUUUUUUUUCACGCUGGUUCUGGUUUUCGGCCAGGUCUAUGCCGAGAAUGUGUUUCGUUUUGCAAGCGUAUUUGGCAACCAUAUGGUGUUGCAACAAGCGCCGAAACGCGCAAUUGUGUGGGGUUACGGAGAAAUCGGCCAAAAGGUGAAGGUUUUUCAUAAUGGAGAAUGGUUCCGAUCGUUUACUACAACUAAAAUCCAGGGUGAAACAUCGUUUGGAAUAUGGACAGUCAUGCUUACGCCAACAAGUUUUGGUGGCCCAUAUCUUAUCAAAGCAUACUCUAAAGUUAAAGGCGCCAUAACCACUAUUACUUUAAGCGACGUUAUGUUUGGUGAUGUUUGGAUGUGUAGUGGACAGAGCAACAUGGAGUUCACAGUUGUUUCGUCUGAAAACGGAAAUGAAGCAAUUAACGAGUCUGCUCAGUACCCGGACAUUCGCUUAUUCACAGCAGAGCGUGAUUGUGAAUCGAUUCCACAAAUUGAAUUGAAAAAAGUCAGAUUACCUUGGUCUCGGGCAUCUCCAGGAGCAUUAGGUGGUCCCGCCUGGCAGUAUUUUUCGGCAGUUUGUUGGUACUAUGGUGUCCAAUUGUACAAAGAGCUAAGGUAUCCAAUUGGUUUGGUUGCCUCAACAUGGGGUGGUACACCGGUGGAGGCAUGGUCCUCACCUGAAGCCCUGGCAACUUGUGGAAUAACUGAAACAGAGUUUGCAUCCAACAAUUUACACAAAUCUUGGCCAUCAAAUCCGAGUUGUCUUUGGAAUGCAAUGAUCGUUCCUUUCCUUAAUAUGACCAUAUACGGCUCAAUUUGGUAUCAAGGGGAAAGGAACGCUGUGAGCCGAUUAUAUCCUUACAACUGCACUUUCCCUGCCAUGAUUGACGACUGGAGAGCAAAAUGGUAUGCUUCGACGCGAAAAAAUACCAACAAGACGUUUCCCUUUGGUUUCGUUCAGCUUUCAGCAAUAGGUGAUAACACAACUGGGCGGUCGUUCAACUUUGCUCCACUUCGCUGGGAGCAAACGGCGCAUUAUGGCUAUGUUCCUAAUGAUAGAGAGAAGAACGUCUUCAUGGCGGUCGCGAUGGAUCUUGGAAACCCAGAAUCCCCAUAUGAAAGCAUACAUCCAACUGACAAGAGAACCGUGAGCCAUCGUCUGGCGUUAGCUGGAUUAGAUGUAGGGUAUGGAAGGAAGAGGUAUUAUAGUGGACCACUGGUUGAUACAAUCAAGAAACGGACAGAACCACACCACAACCAGGCGCUUAAAGUGACUUUUAAGUUGCUGAAUGCUCAAAUUGAAGUAAGAAGUAACGUUGGAUUCGAGGUUCUCUGUGAAAAUGGCACUGAUUGGCUGGAGGCACCAAUUCUUAAUCACGGUCCGUCGUAUGUGAUCGUCGCACCAAAAUCGCUAAAUUGUGUUGUGCUAAAAGUCAGUUUCUCAAUCUCCAUAUAUACAAGAAAGGGUUUAUUGCAAAAUUUAAACUGUACAUUUGGGUGA
This is a messenger RNA of Dendronephthya gigantea, 2111 nucleotides long. Its product is annotated as sialate O-acetylesterase-like. The coding region runs from base 609 to 2111 and encodes 500 amino acids. Lineage: Eukaryota; Metazoa; Cnidaria; Anthozoa; Malacalcyonacea; Nephtheidae. The transcript is spliced from 9 exons. The record is from RefSeq and is a predicted model, not a curated record. Gene Ontology annotation, biological process: carbohydrate metabolic process. Gene Ontology annotation, molecular function: sialate O-acetylesterase activity.